Messenger RNA from Aspergillus versicolor CBS 583.65, 2603 nucleotides. Its product is annotated as cell wall cysteine-rich protein. The transcript has a single exon. The coding region runs from base 307 to 2469 and encodes 720 amino acids. The record is from RefSeq and is a predicted model, not a curated record. Lineage: Eukaryota; Fungi; Ascomycota; Eurotiomycetes; Eurotiales; Aspergillaceae.
GCCUUAACCAACUAGCUUUAAUGAUAUAAUGACUGUAGGGUUACAGUACAUCUAUAGUACUGUGGACAAGUUGACUUCUAUGACGACCUUUUCACUGCAAUAAGAAACUCACUCGUUGCAAACAUGUAACCGUGACUGCAUAUGAUCGAACGUUUGCGUUAACUGAGCAGUCUCAAUGAUACAAUGACUAUAGGGCCACAGUACUUCUAUCGACGUUGUAAAAACCCCCCAGUCGGCCGUCCAUCAAAUCCUCCCACAUCACGCUUCUCCAAAAUCAGUUGCCUUCAUUAGACAUCCUACCUUAAUAUGCGCUUCAAUCUCGGCGGGCUGGCGCUUCUGGCGGCAGUCACCUUCUGCGCAGCUGAUGCGAGUACCUCUCCGUCAUGUCAAGACCGCACCAAGUACACACUCGAUCGCGUCGUUCCCUCCAAGGACCAGACGAGCGGCACCAUUAAGUGUUGUCCUGAAGGAACCGAGUUCGACGGCAAGACAUGCUCCAUAGCUGUGGCCAAAUGCCCAGAUGGUACCAGACGCGACGGCGACAGAUGCAUUUCCCAUGAGCCUCCUACCUGCAAGGGCCCCUACAAACCGGUCGACGGGGAGUGUGUGACAGAGGCGAAUCCGACAUGCGAGCCUCCCACGGAGUACCACAAUGGACACUGUGUCAUCCAGAACGCCUCGUGUCCGUUCGGAUUCCACCAAGAGGGCAAGGUCUGCGUGUCUCGCAAGACUCCGCGCUGUGGGCCCAACGAGCAUUUCAACGACCAUGCGUGUGCCAGCGAUGACGGUCCGACGUGUGAGAAUGGCGCCAAACAUGUCAAUGGCAAAUGUGUGGACUACGAAAAGCCUUAUUGUGAAGGUGAUGCCACCUUUGACGAGACUCUGCGCAAGUGCUUGUCGAACAUCAAGCCUACCUGUCCAGAGGGCUUCACCCCGAAGAACGGCCAGUGUGUGUCGAAGCACGAGCCCUACUGCAAUGUCGGCACCUACAAUCGCAAAACACAGACCUGCGACAAUGUCAAGGAGGAGCCCGAGUGCCCGGAUGGAACGAGACCCCAAGGCAAGCACUGCGUGCAGCGCGAUCCGCCCACCUGUCCCCAGGAAGGCUUUGUUCUUUCUACCAACUCUUAUGAUGGGAGUACACGCUGCUGCCCCCGCGGCAUGGGCUGGACUGGCAGUGUAUGCAGCACGAAGCCUAUUGACGGUAAAUGUCCAGACGGCUCCGCGCCCAUCAAGGGCUGGUGCCACUCCUCAGUCCACCCCCAUCCGACAUGCCCAGAUCAAUACACGCUUGACAAGUCCCGCACGCAUUGUGUGUGGAAGUCCGUUCCCAAGUGCCCCGGGAACUCUAUUCCCGAGCACGGAAAAUGUGUGGUCAAGACAGGCCGCGAGUGUCCUGAUGGUUCUGUCCCGGACGGCGACGAGUGCGUCUUCCCUGAUCCCCCGGUUUGCAAGGGAGACCACACAAGGCUUGUCGACAACGUUUGCUACGAUACCAGGGAGCCUAAGUGCGGUGAAAACGCGAGCUGGGAUAACGAGCACUGUGUGUCAGACAAAGACAUAGCCUACUGUAAGGAAGGGGUGCUGCAGUACGGGGACUGCGUGACGCGCGGUCGACCAACCUGUCACGAAGGCACACACAUCCACGGCAAGCACUGUAUCAGCGAUGAGAUCCCCCAGUGCAAAGAAGGUGUCCUCAACGACGACGGAACCUGCACGACUUCUGUCACGCCUACUUGCCCCGAUGGCAGCAGGCUGCACGGUGGCAAGUGUGUCGGCGGCAGACCUUCUUGCUCAACUGGCUUCCACCUCAACAACGAGCACUGCGAGUCGAACGAGGGCCCCGACUGUAACAACGGCUUCAGAUACGUCAACGGCAAGUGUCGGCGCAUUUCAGAAGAGGACUGCGGGGACGGAUAUAACCUGGUCAACGGCGACUGUAUCUCAGUGGAGGAGCCCAAGUGCGGUGAACUACGGUUCAACGGCACCGCGUGCGUUGGUGAGCAGGCCCGAUGCCCCCAGGGGACGUAUCCCGACGGCAACGACUGCGUGUCCCUGUCGGAGCCCUCGUGCCCUACCGGGUUCAAGCCGCACAACGGCCGCUGUGUCUCUGUCACGGUCACGCCGAAGUGCCCUGAUGGGACCAGGCCAGACCCGGACACCCAGGAUUGUGUCUCAAUCACGAAGCCCGUCUGUGCCUCCGACCUCGAGGUGUACUCCAAUGGGCACUGUAUCCUGGGCAGUGGCGGCUGUGUUGACUUUCAGUAUUGCUCUACCGUGCGCGAAGGAACCACUCACCACGAUAGGCACGGCGGUUCCUCCUCGGGAACCAUUAACUUUGGUAACAACCACGGUGGCUCGUCUGGGGGGGCAAUCAACGGGGAUCGGAAGCAUGGUGGCUCAUCUGAGGGGACCAUUAACACGGACAAAAAGCACGGUGGCUCGUCUGAAGGGACACUUAACCUCUAAUAGAACCAUGCAAUCCCCAGGUAAGGGGCCAAGCGGAAGCUUUCGCUCAGACUGUCUACUUGCAAUCCUGCCAAUGACCUUCGUGAUCAUCCUCUAUGUAUCCAAGUAGACUAGAUGAAUAUAUAUUUUCCGAC